UCCUCUUCUCCUUUCCCCUUCUCCCCCCUCUCCGCUCGACAUGUAGAGAUCAUCUCUUUUUCCCGAGAUCGUCGAUGACUGAUCUCAAGGCGUCUGAUCUCGUCUGGGCAACGGCAAAGUGCGCCGUGGUCAUCGGCGCCGGCAGUGUGUCGGCAUGUGUGGUCGGCCAGUGCGUCUGCUCCGUCACCCGCUACUUGAUGCGCAACAGAGAGUACAAAGACCUGCCGCCCAGGAAGGGGCUCAUGCCGUUCGUGCGGGCGUUUGCGUCGGGAGAGAGCAAGGGCCAGUCCAUAGAUGGGCUGCUCGAUGACUGGCGGUAAGUGAGAAAACGAACGGGGGCAGAAGACGCAAGGCAAUGAAUAAAUCUCUGUCUGUCUGUCUGUCUGUCUGUCUGGCUGUGCCAGGGAUCCCGACCAUCCGGAUCAGUUCCUGGAGGUACGCACAUGUGUGGUGCACACGCGCAAUGGCAGCUAGGCAGAAAAGAGUCGACACCCGGCAUAGUGACCCUUGUCGGUCUGUGUUGUGUUUUGUAUCGGUCUGUCUGGCAGGUGGUGGACAUCGGUCCUGACUUCGCGGGCCGGCGAUUGGUGGGCCUCAACCAGCCGGCCGCCAUCGCCGAGGUGCUCGCAGAUCAGGACAAAUACCCCAAGGCACCAUUGAUCGAGACGCUCGUGGAGAUAGCGGGAUAUGGGUGAGGGAAUGAGCAAAGGACGGGAAGCAGGCUUGCCUGUCUGCUUGCGGACUCAUGAGUUGUGCUGGUGCUGGUGAUGGUGUUUGUUUCUGUCAGGCUGGCGACGUCUAGUGGUGCGCUGUGGCAUCGCCAGAGGAAGCUGCUAUCGCCGCUGUUCCACUUCGGCGCACUCAGGGUGGCGCACAAGUUCAUGGCGAGGAAUGCCGACAGGCUGGUGCAGCAGCUGCUGGAUGAUGCCGCCAAGAGCGCCGACGGCACGGCAACCAUAAACAGACAUCAAAUCAGGUGAGAGCAUCGGUGGGGGAUGGAUGGAUGGAUGGAUGGAUGGAUGACGUGCAGACACGCUGGAUUGUCCUCUGUGCUUUUGGCCAUGCAGCGACCUCAUGCUGCGCAUUGUCGUGGACGCGGCCUUCUCCAGAUGUGACUUCGAUGUCGAGUGGUUCUCGUGGGCGUGCCAGAAGAUCGACAACCCCAUGUACUGGCUCGGCAGACAAGUGCUGGGUAGGUCGGCAGACAGACAGGCAGGCAGCAGACAGACCAUACACACACAUAAGCAAGCCUUCAUGGGUAUUGGUCUCUUUAUGCGCCUCGUCAGGUCACGCGUGGAUGUACGUGCCCCUGCCGUCCGGCCUGGGUAUUCAGAUCCUCGUCAAGUAAACACACACGGGGACACCGACAGAGGGAGGAGGGAUACAUGCGUGUGUGUGUGUGCCAUCCGUCCGUCAGGCGUAUGCGUCGUCGGAUCAUGUGCGAAAUAGCCCACCGGCGCGGCGCUGGUGCAGCGGCCGGACUGUCGGUUGACACGAAGGACCUGCUGGACGAGCUCAUGGCUGUGGGCGACAUGCCCGACCGACAAAUCGUCGACGAGGCGCUCAUCUUCCUCAUCGCAGGUCGGUGGGCUGGGUAGCCAGGGCGCGGACAGAGUCAUGCGCAUGAUGAUUGUUGUCUAGGCCACGACACGACAAGCAACUUGGUCGCGUGGACGCUGUACUUCCUCUCAAAACACCAAGACGUCCAGGUGGGUCAUCCGACAGCACACUUGAUUGAAGUCACUGUGCAGAUGGCGGCACACACCUGGCCAUUCAUGUGUGUCCGGGAGUGUGUGUGUGUGUGUGUGUAGGGUAAGGUCCAGAGUGAGAUUGAUGAUUUGGGUGGGCGGCCCAUCACGUUCGACGAUUUGCCCAAACUGGAAUACCUCAGAUGCGUCCUCAAAGAAGUCUCGAGGUCAGUCAAUUGCAGAGCGAGAUACACGCACACACAAACAUGUCACUGGUGCCACCGACUGUGGGUGCCCUUCCCCUGCCUCCCUGCCUCCUUCCCUCUCUGUGUGUGUGUGGUGGUGCGUCCAGGGUGCGUCCGGUGGUGCCCUUCCUCGAGCGUCUUCUGAAAGUGCCACUCGAAGUCAACGGCAUCACUCUGCCCAAAGGUAGGUACCCCUUGGCUUGGCGCAGCGCACCCAUUCCGACAGACACGUGGAUGCGGCAAUUGAGGCAGACAGUGCGCGUCUCUCUCCUUGGUGCAGGCACGAUUGUCUGGCUGAACUUCAUGGCAGUGCACCACGACGCUCGCUACUGGCCGGCGCCCUCUGUGUUUCGCCCGGAGCGGUGGAUGGAGGGCACUGAGGGCACAUCGCAGCCAAUGGCACACUCACACGCAUUCCUACCAUUCGGCGCGGGCCCCAGGAACUGCAUCGGACAGAAGUUCGCCAUGUGAGCUGAGCGAUGAGAACCGAAACAUAGAAAAGGCAUGGAUGUCACGCAGCCGCUGUCUGUUGUGUCUUCUGCUGCGUCGUGGUGUGUGUGUGUCAGGCAAGAGGCGCAGGUGGUCAUCGCGUCUGUGUUGCGAUCCUUCUCGGUCAGCCUUGACGGCGAAGAUCGGGUGGUGCCGGUGCUCGCCCUCAACAUAGCACCGGCCAACCUCGCCCUGCGUGUCAGAAAGAGACGCACAUGAGCUGCUGACUGAACGGGGCAGCUCUCAUACAUACCAGCUGAGAGGGAGGGAGGGAUGAUGGGCAGCUGAGGAGGGAAUGAGGGGCACACACUGCCCAUAUCAUAUGUGGAUGGAUGGAUCUGUCUGUUGCUGUUCUUGGGUCUGUGACACUUUGUCGGUUUUUGGGUACUGUACGUGCAUCUCAGACCUCUUUUUUGGUGCUCGUUAGCUCGUUCGUCUAUCCGGACACUGCAUGUCUGCAUGUCGUUUCUGUGUGUUUAUCCUCGCCUGCCUCCUUUCUGGUGUGGUGUGGUUCUGUCUUGUCUUUGUGGACACGGGGACGGUCCGGGUUGACAACUGGCGGCUGCCUGUCUUUUCGUGUCUCUGUCUGGCUCUUUGUCGUUUUUCCAGUCGCGUGCAGCUCGGUGACCUUUUUUCGUGCAUGAGGCUCAUACUGUUGACGUCAGGAUGGAUGUCAAUCAGCGAUAUGUACCAUGUACCGAGACACAUACCCAAUUUGAAACAUUCAUUCAGCU
Molecule: messenger RNA, 3156 nt
Organism: Vitrella brassicaformis
Lineage: Eukaryota; Vitrellaceae
Source: the annotation of a GenBank genome assembly